AUGACUUCCAGAUCCUAUUUGCUACGCCUCUGCCGCGUGGCUAUCCCGAUUUUCUUAGUGCUAGCUAUUUACAGCAAUGGUGUUCAAGCUACAGUCGAAAAACCUCUAGGCUCACUUACGGUACCUGAGAUUGAGGAACAAGUUGAGUCAUGUGAAUUCGUCCAGCAACUCAAUGCCCACAAAAAGGCUACCACGCCUUUGGCCUCAGGCUUCAUGGCCAAGCUUUUCGCCGUACUCUUUCCUGGUAGUCCAGCAGUCAAUGCACUCCUCGCGACUCUGUACAUCUCCGGGCCUCCAAACUUUCUUCUAGCACUAUGUCCUCCCAACAUAGACCCCAAUUCGCUUUCCGUAAUGGUCGCUUUUGCUGUUGGUGGACUGCUCGGAGACACGUUGUUCCAUCUACUUCCUGAGAUAUUUCUGGGUGAAGUUGCCCCUGAUGAGGUCAAGUUUGUGAUGGUCGAGCCAAACCGCAAUCUUUUACUGGGCGCAGCCAUUAUGGUUGGGUUCUUGACGUUUGUACUUAUGGACAAGAGUCUGCGGAUCGCAACUGGAGGUCAGGAUCCUCACAACCACGAUCACGGGCACUCGCACGAGAAGACUGAAGUCGUCAAAGCCAGUGGCAUGGAGAAAAAAGACACAACAACCCUCAAAUCCCGCGCCACAGCCAACGGUACUACUACUUCUUCUUCAUCGGCCCCUGAGACCAAUAAGGAGAUCAGUCCCUCUGUCAAACUCUCCGGCUACCUAAAUCUCAUUGCCGACUUCACACACAACAUAACCGACGGCCUUGCCCUCUCCUCCUCCUUCUACGCCUCGCCUACCAUAGGCGCAACCACCACUGUCGCCGUCUUUUUCCACGAGAUCCCGCAUGAAGUAGGAGACUUCGCCCUGCUCAUCCAGUCUGGCUUCUCGAAGCGCAAAGCCAUGGGCGCGCAGUUCAUCACCGCUGCAGGCGCGUUUCUCGGCACGCUAAUCGGCAUCACAGUACAAGAACUUGGAGGGAGUAGUUCGGGGGAGAACGCGGUCGAGGGGGUCGGGCUCGCAGGGACGAGCUUGAUGUGGGGAGACUUACUGCUACCAUUUACCGCCGGGACGUUUUUGUAUGUGGGCACCGUUGCCGUCGUACCGGAGAUGUUGGAGACGGGGCCGGACCGAAAGAAAGAAGUUAAGAACACGAUCACACAGUUUGCAGCUAUCGCAGCAGGCGCCGGUAUCAUGCUUGGGUGA
Molecule: messenger RNA, 1227 nt
Organism: Pseudovirgaria hyperparasitica
Lineage: Eukaryota; Fungi; Ascomycota; Dothideomycetes; Acrospermales; Acrospermaceae
Product: Zip-domain-containing protein
Exons: 3
Coding region: 1-1227 (408 amino acids)
Biological process (GO): zinc ion transmembrane transport; intracellular zinc ion homeostasis
Cellular component (GO): membrane
Molecular function (GO): zinc ion transmembrane transporter activity
Source: RefSeq, a predicted model, not a curated record